UGAACAAAUUAAACACUAUUUCAUAAGAGUUAUACAUAAUAUUUACUAGAUUUUCGAGAAAAUUUUAUAAAUUUUCGUAACUUCAAAUUGAAGCUCAGCAACGUCGAAUAAAUAGUGGCAUUCACAUUUUAUAAAGAAAUUUAGAGUAUGAGCGCACGAAAUAGAUUGACUAUAUCAAAUUUGGUAGAUACUGCACGUUGUAACAGAAUGGCGACGCCGCUAUCAUCACACAAAACCGGAGCUAGGCUACGAGCAAACGGAGGCGAUGGCGAUGGAGGCAACGUCAUCUUAAAGGCAUCGUCUACAGCUGCUUGUCGCAUACCUGCAUCUGGGCGUCAGGAGAAGUCUAAUAUUGCAUCAACGCUACGUGCUGCUAGUAUUCGUAAUAAGGCAUCUGGUGAAAAAGUAGUCAGUCCCCGUAAAGGAAAAGCUUCAGUAAAUGGCGAUAAAAAGUUCCCCGAUAGACUAGCUACGAUCGGUGCUUCAAAACAAUCAGAUCGCAUGUGGCCAACUCGAAAGUCUGCUGUAGGCGCUGCUAUAGUAAUAAAAGAUAAAUUAGAAGAAGUCCAAAAUAAUGGUAGAAUAGACGAUGAGCCAGCCACUAUCAUCAUGCUUGACACUGGAAUUCAAACUGAUGAGGCGGAAAUAAUGAAUCGUGACCUACUCGUCGGCGAUAUUAAGCUCUUGAUGCCCUCGACACUAAUUACCAGAAAAAUUGACAAGACGCGCCGCGAAAGUCCAAAUAAAAGUAAGCGCGAAUCAAAGCGUAAAUUUGAUUCCCAUGAGCGCGAUGAGGAACAGCAUUUGGACGAACUGAAGGAGUAUAUGGAACGCACAUGUGUAACAAAACGUGCUGCCAAGAAGCCAUCCUCGAUUUUACCUCACUUUGAGUCAGCCCAAUACUGUAAUGUAUUCAAAUCUAUGGAUGAAUUUUUUACUCGUGAAAUUCCUAAAACUGAGUCCAUAUCAAAUAUACAGGAUCGAAUUAAACGGAAGGAGGAAGAACUUAUGAGCUUGUUUGAUGGUGUGGAUGUGCAGAAACCGUCUGAGUCGGAAUCUGAAGCCGAAUAAAUACAAAUAUGUAAACAAAAAUAAAUAAAUACAUAUUACAUUUAAUUUCUAUGUAGUCGAGCAAUUACAUUUGAAAUAA
Molecule: messenger RNA, 1150 nt
Organism: Drosophila albomicans
Lineage: Eukaryota; Metazoa; Arthropoda; Insecta; Diptera; Drosophilidae
Exons: 1
Coding region: 148-1071 (307 amino acids)
Source: RefSeq, a predicted model, not a curated record